CCUUGUGUCUUGUAAAAUGUUAAGAUCGUAUUUUUCCGUGUUUUCCAACCUCACUCGAACAAGUUUUUUGCAUACCUUGAAAUGUAUGCAUUGCAUACUCGACUGCAAUUGUUUGUCAGGGAAAUGCAAAUCAUGUGAAUUGACGUAUUACAUAGGGGUAAUGUUCAUUUUCCCACCGGAUGGCUUUUUAUUGCAUUUGAGGACAAUUGCAGACAUGCGUUAAGCGUAAUUCCCUUUGCUGGCAAAUGUUUGUAUGUGUUUGGCACGGGGACUACAUAUGUGUUCGAAUCUGUGUGCAUGCUUUUUCGAAUUACAUUCGUGCAAUCCACUGGCCGUGGCACGUAAAAAUAAUUUGAUCGUCACUUUACAGUUUGAAAAAUGCAACAAGAAGCAGAUCCAAGUGAUGGGACUGAGAGCGGGGUCGUCUUCGACGUGAAUGCACCAGAGCUGCAGCCGCUGGACCUGGACCACAUUCUCAAGAAUGCGUCAAUUGCCGCUCCGGUUUGUGCAAUUACCGAGGUGGAGUGCGAACAAGAAUCAGAAUCCGGAAGUGAGGAUGUCGCAGACAUGCAAUUCUAUUUCUAUUAAACCUUUCAUCUUUAUCAUGUAAUACGCUUUCCUUGCAGAUGACAGCGGAACGCCGUCUGAUUCUUCAACCUCCAACCGGACUGAGAGUGAAGAAGAAGAGGAACCACCUCACGAACCACCUUCCAAGCGGCGAAAGUUUUCAGAAAGCGAAUCGGAGGCGGAUGACGAAGACCUGGCUGAAAGAGUGGCUGCACUGAAAAAGGAGAGAGCAACAUUGGUAGUGGCCAAGAUUGAACUGAAGCAGCAGGUCAAUUUCCUAGAAGAGAAGAGGGCACGCCUCAUGGAGGAAAAUCAGUCAUUGAGGGAGGAAGCCCAGGUUCAAGAACGGAAGGUGGAACUGCUGAAGAAAGCAAGGAGAGAUUUCAAAAACCAAAACCUUGAUAGUGUGCGCUCGCUGCAAAAAGCCGUUGUUGAACCUGGAACCAGGCGUUAUGCGGCGGCAGUGUACUUGGACAGCAAGGAUAAUAUUGAACAACAGAUUUCCAAAGAUGGGUGGCGAGCCGUCCUCUUGAACGACCCCGAUCUCCCUCAAAAGAUGAAAUCUGGCGCAAGAUCCAGUGACAAUCUCAUUGCCAUUGCGGACGGUGAGCUCAACGAGUGCUACGAGGAAAGUAAAGGCUCCUUCAUCUCCUGCUUGAGGCACGUCGCAAUCUCCAUUUUCCGCGUGGAACGCCUACUGUACUUCAGUUACGGCGGUACGAAGAGGACCGGACGGCGGGAGGCCACUUUGUCCCUCCCACAGCCCCUGAAGGAGGCCUUCUUUGACAUUGCCACACAAAUUGCCAGGAUGGAACGGUACACGUGGUUCGAGAGGUCGAAAGGAGCCAGCUCAUCAGUUUCAGAUGUGAAACGUAGCGCAAAACGUGCCCUGGCUGACCUCAUUACGGAGCGACGCCCAAAAUCCAAGACAGAUAAAGACGGAAGGAGCUCCACAGAAUCGAUUGAUUCAGAAGAUGAUUAAUUCAGCCGCCCAAAUUCGGAUUGGCAAUUAUUUUCGUUUACUUAAAUUUGAUACUUUGAACUAAUCAUUAAUCUUAAUUUAAAUAAAAUGGUAAGUACCCUUCAUCUCUCAUAUUUUUUCUGCGUUUCAUUACCUCCGAUGAAAAGUGAACCAUUACAUUAUCACAAGAUUAUGGCACCCUUCACUGAUUAAAAUUUAUUUAACACAACUUAAAGUUCCAUACAGGCAGAAUUUCAUAGUGGAUUCGUUGAUAUCUUCACUCCGGUUUAAUUUUAGAUUCCACAUCGCAAGGUGAAGCGCAAGCAGUACUUCAUAAAGCCUCCCAGCCCAGCCCCCACGCUAUUCAUGCUAACUCCUUUCUGAAGCCUCCUUGCGAAAUCGUCACUACCGCAGCUAGCUAGGCUUUGGCGGCAAUACUGCACUUCCACUGCACCAGAGAGCCGCUGGAGACCAUAAAAACCUGUAAUUGUUCCCCAAUCUCCAGUUCAUUUUCCAGUGUCACGUUUGAAAUCGGAAUGUAAGAACGCAUUAAUGUUAAUUUUUUUGGGGGGGAAUUAUGCCCACCACAUUUUCCAUAUUAUUUGAUUCCAUCGCCACCGAUUGAUAAUCGAAUGUGUUUCUUUCAAGAUUGCAUGAUAUCGCAUGUAAAUCAAUGUAGCCAAAUGCAGGAAAUUCAGUGGACACUCUAAAUUAUAAUACGGAUGGCAUUUUUAUUUCCGUUUUGACACUCGUACAUUAAAUUUGAAUGCGAUAAUCACGGAGCCCAUGUAUGUAUGUAUGUAUGUAUUUAUGUGUUUGUAUGAAUGUGUUUAUGCAUUUUUCACGUGCAAUUAAGUAAUAACAUGCAUUACUGUGCAUAUGAAAGUACAUAAGUACAUACAUUAUGCAUUUUUUUGGCAAUUUCGCAUUCAAAUUUAUGUGAAAAUGUGUGCAUGUAAGGAUGUGAACAUGCAUGCAAUUUUGCAUGAAAAAAUGGUGAACUGGAUAUUUACAUAAUAUUGAUAUUUUCCAAGCCAGUUAUAAUUGUUUGUGCAUUAAUUUUCAGUCAAAAAUGGA
Molecule: messenger RNA, 2605 nt
Organism: Cloeon dipterum
Lineage: Eukaryota; Metazoa; Arthropoda; Insecta; Ephemeroptera; Baetidae
Exons: 7
Coding region: 869-1549 (226 amino acids)
Source: RefSeq, a predicted model, not a curated record